Messenger RNA from Fusarium keratoplasticum, 594 nucleotides. RefSeq lists its product as uncharacterized. Gene Ontology annotation, molecular function: small GTPase binding; guanyl-nucleotide exchange factor activity. The transcript is spliced from 3 exons. Gene Ontology annotation, biological process: protein import into nucleus. The record is from RefSeq and is a predicted model, not a curated record. Gene Ontology annotation, cellular component: nucleus. Bases 1 to 594 code for a protein of 197 amino acids. Lineage: Eukaryota; Fungi; Ascomycota; Sordariomycetes; Hypocreales; Nectriaceae.
AUGCCCGAAUUCGUCAGCACGCCUCUCUUUGGCGGCGCAAUCGUUGUCGAUCUGCCCUCCAACUUUGCCGACGUCAGCAAACUGCGGCAGGUUCCCGACAACCAAGAAGUCUGGAUCGACCAGGAUGGUUUCACCAGCAUCAUCUUUGACAUCACUGAGCGCGUUGGUAGCUCUGGCUCUGGUCCUGAGGUUGACGGCCGUGCCAUGACGACCCAUUUGGAGGACAUGGUCGGCACCGACAUCAACACCGUCAAGAUCUGGAACACGGCCGAGACUGAGUUCUCGAGGCUCGAAGAGGGCACUCCCGCCUACACCCUCAUCUCGACACAGACGCCCCACGUCAACCAGUCCCGCGACACCACCUCGGCUCCCGACUUUACCGCCAUCAUCCUGACGCUCCUGCGACUCGAGAAGCAAAAGACGGACAUCCUCAUCACCAUCAACGUGCCCCACAUCAAGGGCGAGUACGACGAGGACGAGGUCGACCUGGAGCUCGGCCGCCAGGGCAAGCUCAUCGGCGACGCCGUCGAGUACUCGGCCCGCAUCUGGUCGACAUUCAAGAUCAAGGAUUGGGGUCUGUUUGGCGAGUCUUAA